Vicugna pacos (alpaca) is the source of this 784-nucleotide messenger RNA. The record is from RefSeq and is a predicted model, not a curated record. NCBI's taxonomy places the organism in Eukaryota, Metazoa, Chordata, Mammalia, Artiodactyla, Camelidae.
UGCAAGAAGGCAGAGGAGGAGGGAGGGAGGGAAGAGGAGCGGAGCUCCGCCCGGAAGCUAGGUGAGUUUGGCAUCUGAGCCGAGGGACGUGAGCCUGCGACGCCGCUGCUGAUCCGGGCUGAGUGUCUCGCCUCUCUCCCUGAUGGGAUUCCCGUCCGCGCCGUCUCGAGCCUGCUGCGCCCCAGUCCUCGGCCCUCGCCCAGGUUCACUGCAGCCGUUCAGAGGUCCCCAGGAGCUGCUGCUGGCGAGCCCGCUUCUUCAGGGACCUAUGGAGCCAUUCCGUAGUGCCAUCCAGAGCAACGCACUGCCGCAGCUCCUCUGAGCCUUUCCAGCAAGUUUGUUCAAGAUUGGCUGUCAAGAAUCAUGGACUGUUAUUAUAUGCCUUGUUUUCUGUCAAGACACCAUGAUUCCUGGUAACCGAAUGCUGACGGUCGUUUUAUUAUGCCAAGUCCUGCUAGGAGGCGCGAGCCAUGCUAGUCUGAUACCUGAGACGGGGAAGAAAAAAGUCGCCGAGAUUCAGGGCCACGCGGGAGGACGCCACUCAGGGCAGAGCCAUGAGCUCCUUCGGGACUUCGAGGCUACACUCCUGCAGAUGUUCGGGCUGCGCCGCCGCCCGCAGCCUAGCAAGAGCGCAGUCAUCCCGGAUUACAUGCGGGAUCUUUACCGGCUCCAGUCUGGGGAGGAGGAGGAAGAACAGGUCCACAGCACGGGUCUGGUGUAUCCUGAGCGCCCCGCCAAUCUUAUCCAUUUUUCAAGACCCACCAAAAAUUUACUUCCUUCAUGA